CCCGUCUUCACCGGUGCCAUAGACCCGGACAUGACAACUACUGCGAACAUCCGCCAACGACGACCCUUUCCGAUAUGAUAUGUGAUGAACCCGGGGGGAGACAACAAACUCGUCAACCUCAUCUUGACCGAUGGCCAUCGCCGGCAUCUGGGCCACGCGUAUGCGCAAGCCGCACACACGCCCGAUGGCGCUUCUCAAAUUCCACCCCCAUCCAAUCACUCACAUCAAGCACAUCCAUCAUCUAGGCACUUGUGCAAGCAGCCGGCCCUCGUCCUCGACCACCCUUCCACGGAAACGGAUGCCAUGCUCGUGUACAUCGGAUACUUCACUGGACACUCUGCAUGGAAGCCCGAUCAACAAACAACCUACGCGCGCACACGCACACACACACACACACACACAAGCUUCCUAUCGUUCCCAACACGGCACCGUCAAGCGCGGG
Molecule: messenger RNA, 442 nt
Organism: Colletotrichum acutatum
Lineage: Eukaryota; Fungi; Ascomycota; Sordariomycetes; Glomerellales; Glomerellaceae
Exons: 1
Coding region: 75-245 (56 amino acids)
Source: RefSeq, a predicted model, not a curated record